Molecule: messenger RNA, 1140 nt
Organism: Ostreococcus lucimarinus CCE9901
Lineage: Eukaryota; Viridiplantae; Chlorophyta; Mamiellophyceae; Mamiellales; Bathycoccaceae
Product: F-ATPase family transporter: protons (mitochondrial)
Exons: 2
Coding region: 45-1031 (328 amino acids)
Biological process (GO): proton motive force-driven ATP synthesis
Molecular function (GO): proton-transporting ATP synthase activity, rotational mechanism
Source: RefSeq, a predicted model, not a curated record
UCGCGCGCACGACCGCACGCCGCGCGCGAACGAUCGCGCGCACGAUGUCCACGAAUGCGAUGCGUCGAAACGCCGCGCUCGCGGUGCGAUGCGCCAUGCGCGAGGGCGCGCGAGGGACGAUGAUGACGCCGAAAUCGACGACGGCGCCGCGCGCGGGGACGAUGGUCAACGCGAGCGAAGGGGUGCCGGCGAACGUGAGGACCGUCUCUUUGCAAGCGGUGGCGAUUCGAAUGCGAUCGGUCGGGAAUAUUCAAAAGAUUACGAAGGCGAUGAAGAUGGUCGCCGCGUCUCGCCUCAAGGGGGCGCAAACGAAGUGCGAGAAGUCGCGCGCGCUCGUGAAUCCGUUCGUGCGUUUGCUCGGGGAUACCCCGGGGACUGAAACGGACAGCACGCUCGUCGUGCCGAUCUCGUCCGAUAAGGGUUUGUGUGGUGGUAUUAACACCGCCGUGGUUAAGUACUCGACCGUUUUGAACGCGAUGAGUCCGGGGGCGAGAAUCAACGUCGUCGGCGACAAGGCGCGAGCGCAGCUCAACAGGCUUUACCCGGAUCGAAUCAACAACGUCGUUGUGGACACGACGAAGCAGCCGUUAACUUUUGGAACCGCUUCCGCGAUCGCUGACGAGAUUAUGGCGCAAAACGCGCCGAAGACACAGCUGGUGUUCAACCGCUUCGCCUCUGCGAUUUCCUUCAAGCCUACGGUUGCGACUGUCUUGUCCAGCGAAGAGCUCGAGAAGGCGGCGGAAGAGGGUGUGAAUGAGUUUGAUUCUUAUGAAAUCGAAGGACCCGACCGAUCGGAGUUCCUCCUCGAUCUCUCCGAGUUCAAGAUGGGCGCGUUGUUGUACAACGCCAUGUUGGAGAACAACACGUCUGAGUUGGGCUCGCGCAUGCAAUCGAUGGAGAACUCGAGUAAGAAUGCGAGUGACAUGCUUCAAAAGCUCACUUUGCUUUACAACCGUACGCGUCAAGCCGCGAUUACGACCGAGUUGAUCGAGAUUAUCUCGGGUGCGAGUUCUCUUGAAUCCAAGGAGUAAGCGGUUCGGAAAGAAGAUUUCCGACGCGGACGCGCGAGCGUUGUCUCGCGAGCGCCGAUGCGGUGUAGACCUAGCUUUUGAAAAUGUAAACAUAAUUGGAGUGGGAGUG